GUCGCAUUUGGUGGUCCUGUGCGCAGUCGACGCGGCCCUAGUACACAAUACCGAAUGCGAACGACGAAAUGCCUAAGGAUCAGUGACCGGUGUCCAUGUGCAGUGAUCAAACCUAGUGAUAGUUUUGUUGUGUGCUUGUGAUAUGACGAGGGCGAGCACGAGCGUUUGAUCGAGCCACUCGCAGCAGCGGAUCUUAACGAUCAGGCUGGUGACCACAUGUCGGCUUCAUAAUGGUCAUCGUUACCAGAGGUGAUUACAUAUGGAUCGAGCCGGUGUCGGGUCGGGAGUUCGACGUGGCGAUCGGCGCGCGGGUGCUCGCAGCCGAGGGGCGACGCAUCCGCGUACGAGACGACGACGGCCAGGAGCAAUGGCUGCCGCCGGAGCGCCGCAUCAAGGCCAUGCACGCCACCUCCGUGCAUGGAGUCGAGGACAUGAUCUCGCUCGGUGACCUACACGAGGCCGGGAUCCUAAGAAAUCUUCUCAUACGAUAUAAUGAAAAUCUUAUUUACACAUAUACGGGUUCUAUAUUGGUGGCAGUGAAUCCUUACCAAAUACUACCAAUAUACACAGCAGACCAAAUAAAACUAUACAAAGAGAGGAAAAUAGGUGAGCUGCCCCCGCACAUCUUCGCUAUCGGUGACAAUGCAUAUGCACACAUGCGCCGCUACAGCCAGGACCAGUGCAUCGUUAUCAGUGGAGAAUCUGGCGCUGGGAAGACUGAAUCCACAAAGCUUAUUUUACAAUACUUAGCCGCUAUUAGUGGCAAGCAUUCUUGGAUAGAACAACAGAUUCUAGAAGCAAAUCCAAUUUUGGAAGCAUUUGGAAAUGCAAAAACGGUCAGAAACGACAAUUCAUCAAGGUUUGGAAAGUAUAUUGAUAUACAUUUUAACAGUAGUGGAGUUAUUGAAGGUGCUAAAAUUGAACAAUAUUUAUUAGAAAAAUCUAGAAUUGUAUCCCAAAGUAUGGAAGAAAGGAAUUAUCACGUAUUCUACUGUUUGUUGGCUGGACUUUCCAAAGAAGAAAAGAGGAGACUGGAUUUAGGAGAACCGACAGAAUAUAGAUAUUUAUCUGGUGGUGGCUGUUUCACUUGCGAAGGAAGGGAUGAUGCUGCCGAAUUUGCUGACAUUCGAUCAGCUAUGAAAGUUUUAUUAUUUACCGAACCAGAAAUUUGGGAAAUUUUAAAAUUAUUAGCAGCAGUUUUACAUUGUGGUAACAUUAAAUAUGAGGCGACAAUUGUAGAUAAUUUAGAUGCAACAGAAAUUAUAGAACAGGCUAACGUACGUAGAGUUGCAAACUUGUUGGGAGUGCCUACACAAUCUCUCAUAGAUGCACUAACGAGGAAAACACUUUUUGCACACGGCGAAACUGUUGUAUCAACUCUAAGCAGAGAUCAAUCAGUAGAUAUUAGAGACGCUUUCGUCAAAGGCAUAUACGGACGGCUUUUUGUCACGAUAGUAAAGAAAAUAAACGCCGCAAUUUACAAACCAAAAUCUACGAUGCGAACAGCGAUUGGUGUUUUGGAUAUCUUUGGAUUUGAAAACUUCGAUCACAACAGCUUUGAACAAUUUUGUAUCAACUUUGCUAAUGAAAACCUGCAACAAUUUUUCGUCAGACAUAUUUUUAAAUUGGAACAAGAAGAGUAUAAUCAUGAAGGAAUCAAUUGGCAGCACAUAGAGUUUGUCGAUAAUCAAGACGCUCUAGACCUGAUUGCAUUAAAACAGUUGAACAUCAUGGCUUUGAUCGAUGAGGAAUCUAAGUUCCCUAAGGGUACUGAUCAAACUAUGUUGGCAAAACUACAUAAGACGCACGGUCUUCAUAGAAAUUAUCUUAAACCUAAGUCAGAUAUAAAUACUAGUUUUGGAUUAAAUCAUUUCGCUGGAAUAGUAUUUUACGAUACUCGCGGCUUUCUUGAGAAAAAUCGUGAUACAUUUAGCGCUGAUCUGCUCCAGUUGAUUCACAUAUCAACAAAUAAAUUCUUACAGCACAUUUUUCAAGAAGACAUUAUAAUGGGUUCGGAAACACGUAAAAGAGCUCCAACGCUAUCGACCCAGUUUAAAAAGUCAUUAGACUUGUUAAUGAGAACUUUAGGUACUUGUCAACCGUUCUUCAUUCGAUGCAUUAAGCCGAACGAAUUUAAGAAACCAAUGAUGUUUGACCGUGGCCUUUGCUGUAGGCAGCUUCGAUACUCUGGAAUGAUGGAAACCAUCAGAAUCAGGAGAGCAGGUUAUCCGAUCAGACAUAGCUUUAAGGAAUUCGUAGAGCGGUACAGAUUUUUAAUUUCUGGAGUUCCUCCAGCUCACAAGACUGAUUGUCGUGCGGCGACUGCAAAAAUUUGUGCCACUGUUCUUGGUAAAUCUGAUUACCAACUAGGCCAUACCAAAGUAUUUUUGAAGGAUGCACAUGACUUGUUCUUAGAACAGGAAAGAGAUAGAGUACUAACUAGGAAAAUAUUAAUACUACAGAGGUCGAUUCGUGGCUGGGUGUACCGCAGACGGUUCUUAAAGAUGCGAGCGGCAGCCGUAUUAAUUCAACGUCAUUGGCGAGGGAAGUUGCAGAGAAUCCGGUACAAUAAGAUGAAAGUCGGAUAUGCCAGGCUCCAGGCGUUGAUCCGUGCGAGAGUUUUAGCGCAUCGUUUCAGACAUUUGCGGGGUCAUAUUGUUGCGUUACAAGCAGCAGCUCGUGGCUAUUUAGUCCGUCGCUCGUACGGCCACAAGAUGUGGGCAAUAGUUAAGAUCCAAAGUCACGUGAGACGUCUGAUCGCCAUGCGACGAUACAAACGUUUAAAACAAGAGACCAUCGCACACAAUGAAGCUUUACGUCUCAGAAAGCAGGAGGAGCAGAGAUUACAGCACCAGGGCAACACACGUGCUAAGGAGAUCGCCGAGCAGAACUACAGGGAGCGCAUGUAUGAGUUGGAAAGACGAGAAGCCGAAUUAGCUCUAGAGGAGAAACGUCAACUAGAAGCUAAAAGGACGUUGCUUCAAGAAGCAGCUCGUAAGCAAGACGAACCGGUGGAUGAUAGCAAGCUAGUGGAAGCCAUGUUUGAUUUCCUACCCGAUUCCAGCAGUGAGGCCCCUGCCCCUAAAGAUACGUCCAUGUUUAGUGAUUUGCCACAGGCGAGAGCCGAUCAACAAGAGAUGGUGACUCCAAUGCAAACAACGUCCGAAGACGAAGAGGACCUUUCAGAAUUUAAGUUCCAAAAGUUCGCAGCCACAUACUUUCAAGGGAACGUUACUCACCAGUAUUCGAGAAAACCGCUUAAACAUCCAUUAUUGCCUUUACAUACACAAGGCGAUCAGUUGGCUGCUCAAGCUCUAUGGGUGACCAUAUUACGAUUUACAGGAGAUCUUCCCGAGCCUCGGUACCACACUAUGGACCGAGAUAACACAUCUGUCAUGUCAAAAGUUACAGCUACAUUAGGCAGAAAUUUCAUUCGAUCCAAAGAAUUUCAAGAAGCUCAAAUGAUGGGCGUCGAUCCCGAUGCUUAUUUGAACAAGCAAAAGCCGAGGUCGAUUAGACACAAGUUAGUCUCAUUGACAUUAAAGAGGAAGAAUAAACUUGGUGAAGACGUGAGAAGAAAACUUCAGGACGAGGAAUAUACAGCCGACAGCUAUCAAUCGUGGCUCGAAUCGCGACCGACGUCAAACUUAGAAAAGCUUCACUUUAUUAUUGGACACGGUAUACUCCGCGCGGAACUGAGGGACGAAAUAUAUUGUCAGAUCUGCAAACAGUUGACCAAUAACCCUUCUAAGUCUUCCCAUGCCCGUGGAUGGAUUUUACUGUCAUUAUGCGUUGGUUGUUUCGCACCCAGCGAAAAAUUCGUCAAUUACCUAAGAGCCUUCAUACGAGAAGGACCUCCUGGUUACGCGCCGUACUGCGAAGACAGACUGAAGCGUACCUUUAAUAAUGGUACAAGAAAUCAACCACCAUCGUGGCUAGAGCUUCAGGCCACUAAAUCAAAGAAACCUAUAAUGUUACCAAUAACCUUUAUGGACGGUAACACUAAAACACUAUUAGCAGAUUCAGCCACUACUGCCAGAGAGCUUUGCAAUCAAUUGUCUGAUAAAAUUGGAUUGAGAGACCAAUUUGGUUUUUCUCUAUACAUUGCUUUAUUUGAUAAAGUCAGCUCACUUGGAAGUGGUGGAGAUCACGUAAUGGAUGCAAUAUCACAAUGCGAACAAUAUGCCAAAGAACAGGGUGCGCAAGAGAGGAAUGCGCCGUGGAGGUUAUUCUUUAGGAAAGAGAUCUUCGCCCCGUGGCAUGAUCCAACUGAAGAUCAAGUAGCCACGAAUCUAAUAUACCAGCAAGUAGUAAGAGGAGUGAAAUUCGGUGAAUACAGAUGUGACAAAGAGGAAGACCUGGCUAUGAUCGCAGCACAACAAUACUACAUCGAAUACGGACAGGAUAUGAACACGGAACGUUUGUACACUUUGCUGCCUAAUUAUAUUCCGGAUUACUGUUUGACAGGAGUUGAAAAAGCGGUCGACCGAUGGGGUGCGUUGGUAGUGCAAGCUUAUAAAAAGAGCUACUACGUAAAAGAGAAAAUUCCAGCAUACAGAGUAAAAGAGGAUGUAGUGAGCUACGCGAAAUUUAAGUGGCCUUUACUGUUCUCGAGAUUCUACGAAGCGUACAGAAAUUCAGGCCCCAAUUUACCCAAAAACGACGUUAUUAUAGCAGUGAAUUGGACAGGAGUGUAUGUAGUAGAUGAUCAAGAGCAAGUGUUGUUAGAGCUAUCUUUUCCAGAAAUCACAAGCGUAUCAAGUCAAAAAACCAAUAAAGUUUUCACGCAAACCUUUAGCUUAUCAACUGUGCGCGGAGAGGAAUUCACGUUUCAGAGUCCCAACGCGGAAGAUAUUCGAGACUUGGUAGUAUACUUCCUAGAGGGAUUGAAAAAGCGAUCAAAAUAUGUUAUAGCUUUACAAGAUUAUAAAGCGCCCGGGGAAGGUUCAAGCUUCUUAACUUUCCAAAAAGGAGAUCUGAUAAUUUUAGAGGAAGAUAGCACCGGUGAGUCAGUACUUAAUAACGGCUGGUGUAUAGGCCGUUGCGAAAGAACAAUGGAGAGAGGCGACUUUCCAGCCGAAACAGUGUACGUGCUACCGGCGCUGACAAAACCACCGCCAGAUAUUUUGUCCUUGUUUUGUCAAGAAGGGGCACAGCACGGUCGUCGAGUGCCCACCAGUACAUUUAAUGGGACUGAAACAAGGGAUAAGCCUCACACGCUGAUAGAAUAUGCAAUAGAUCAUUUUAGACUGCCACCAAAGCGUACGGUGUCGAAGGCACUCACAUUAUCAACAGCGAAGAGAGGUGGAGUUGAGGAGCUAUGGAGACAUUCUCGAGAGCCUAUAAAACUGCCUUUAUUGAAAAAACUUCAGGCCAAAGAAGAACUAGCAGAGGAAGCCUGCUUCGCGUUUACAGCUAUACUGAAAUAUAUGGGCGACUUACCUUCAAAACGACCUCGUAUCGGAAACGAGUAUACUGAUCAUAUUUUUGACGGCCCUUUAAAACACGAAAUAUUACGUGAUGAAAUAUACUGCCAAAUUAUGAAACAACUAACAGACAAUAGAAAUCGAAUGUCUGAAGAAAGAGGAUGGGAAUUAAUGUGGUUAGCGACGGGUUUGUUUGCAUGCAGUCAGGGAUUGCUGAGGGAACUAACUCUGUUCCUAAGAACUAGGAGAUAUCCAAUAUCUCAAGAUUCUCUUCAAAGAUUGCAAAAGACGUUGAGAAAUGGUCAGAGGAAGUAUCCUCCGCAUCAGGUUGAGGUUGAAGCGAUACAGCAUAAAACAACACAAAUAUUCCAUAAAGUGUAUUUCCCGGACGAUACCGACGAAGCGUUCGAAGUAGACUCCUCAACAAGAGCGAAAGACUUUUGUCAGAAUAUAGCACAGAGACUGAAUCUCAGAUCUAGUGAAGGCUUUAGUUUGUUUGUUAAGAUAGCUGAUAAGGUGAUAUCGGUGCCAGAAGGUGACUUCUUCUUCGACUUCGUACGACACCUUACUGAUUGGAUCAAGAAGGCGCGACCCACACGUGAUGGCAUUACACCACAGUUUACAUAUCAGGUGUUCUUUAUGAAGAAGCUGUGGACGAACACGGUGCCGGGCAAGGACCGCGCGGCGGACGUGAUCUUCCACUUCCACCAGGAGCUGCCGAAGCUGCUGCGCGGCUACCACCGCUGCGGCCGCGACGAGGCGGCGCGCCUCGCCGCGCUCGCCUACCGCGCGCGCUUCGCCGACAACAAGCAGGAGCUGCAGGCCAUACCGCAAAUGCUUCGCGAACUGGUCCCAGCGGAUUUGAUAAAACUCCAAAGUUCAGCCGACUGGAAGCGCGCUAUCGUGGCAUCAUACAACCAGGAUUCGGGAAUGACACCCGAGGACGCUAAGAUCACCUUCCUCAAGGUUAUUUACCGGUGGCCAACGUUUGGUUCUGCCUUCUUCGAAGUGAAGCAAACCACUGAACCCAACUAUCCUGAACUUUUGCUCAUCGCAAUCAAUAAGCAUGGUGUCAGUCUAAUUCAUCCACAAUCGAAGGACAUAUUAGUCACGCACCCCUUCACCAGAAUCUCCAACUGGUCCUCCGGCAAUACGUACUUCCACAUGACCAUUGGGAACCUCGUCCGGGGCUCCAAACUGCUUUGUGAAACCUCAUUGGGCUACAAGAUGGACGACUUGCUCACCUCUUACAUAUCCCUCAUGCUUACCAAUAUGAAUAAGCAGCGUUCUAUUCGAGUAAAAUAAGUGCUUAUAACACUGCUUAGAUUAUCUGUGGAAUAAUUGUUUUGUAUAUUAAUAUAUCGAAUACAGUCGCUUAGCAUUAACUUGUUUUUAGCGUGUACUUUAAUUGCUUUUAGAUUUCGCCUUAUACAAUAUCAAUUAGUAAUUUAAAUUUCAUUCCGCCACGUACAAUAUUACGAACGGAAUAAACUCAAUUUUUCUUAGCUCCUCCCAAAGUAAUUUUAAUAAACUGUAAGUGUAUUUCAAAAAGGUCAAUCAAAUUAGCAAUAACAUUUAUUUUGCUAUAUAAUAAAGUUAUUUCGUUUGCGAAUAAUCUGUGUAUUUGGCAUUAUGAUUGUACUAAAAUAUAGUCUUAAAACUAUUAUUAUGAAUCGAAAAAUAAAGACUAAAAUGUACCGUUAAAAUAUUUACAAUGAACUAAAUAUUAGAGACGUGGUAGCUCAGAGAAUAAUAUUAGAGUAAGCAAGUUCGCUAGCAGCAAUGAAAUUGUUACUUGCAAUGUUAAUUGCUGAUUUAUUACGUGCUCGGUGAUGAAGAAAAACAUCGUGUGAAAACCUACAUUCGCCAACGCACUGGGGCAGGGUGUCGGACAUUUGCUGCAUCAAAACACUCUUACAAAUUGGAGGCUUUGUCUUUUUAAAAUAUGAACGCUUUAAGUGCUUAAAGGUAUUCAUCACUACCAUCAUAUUUGGAUUAUCAUUGUAACGAUAGAAUCAAGUGCACAACGCAGACGUAAGAGUUAGAAUGAAAAUCUUUAUCUAUGUUAUUUAAUACUGUAUUUAAUUUAUAUAUGUACCAGUAAUAUUUAAAAGGCUCCGUCCAAAUGUUUAUGAAAUUGUGUAUUUUAUUAAAAUUUUUCGAUUUAACAUAGAGUAUGUUUGCUUGAAUUGCAUGAAAUUAAAAUAUUUUGUAACAAUUUUAUAAAUGUAAGUACAAUUUAUUUAUCGCUUUCUACUUGUUAAAUUUAUAUCGAAAAUAGUCAAUAUUUAUAACAAAUAGAUAUUAUCGAAAUAUAUCUGAUUUUAGGGGUAUCUAAUUAUAUAACAAAAAUGCAUAUUAGUUAAACUGCAUUUAAAUAGUCCAGUGCUAUUAUAUUGCAGGGAAUAUUUCAUACCACAUUCCAUGUUAAGACGAUAAAAGAUCUGCUAUUUUACAAUUAUUUAUACAUUAUAAGGUUUUCGGUACAGACGCUUUGCGAUCAAGAAUCGUUAAUAAAAUAUUUCCUAUAUUAUAAGUGCCUAAUCAAUUACUAUAACUAAUAUAGUCUAUAUUUACCAAGGGACCAAGAACAUAAGUUAUUAUACAAAGGUGUCAGUGAUGAUGUCAAUUUGCUAAUCAAUUGUACACACAGUUACUAGUAUAAUACGGCCCUUAACAAUGUGAGUAUAAGGAUAAAAAGGGUAUCAGAGAAGGUGGUUUUGGUGUUCGAUAAAAAUAUUUUAAAUGUUGAGUUUGUAACACUCAUACUGUGCAUGAUAAAAUACAAUGUAUUUAUUUGAACAAGCUAAGUUACGUGUAAUUUAGUUAUCGAUGUUAUGCCAUGAGUCCGAAGACAUUAUAAUUUUGUUUGUUUUAUUAUUGCUUUAAAUUCUUUAAAGUUGCAUUUGUGAGUGGUUGUAAACAUGAGUCACAAUG
Molecule: messenger RNA, 8363 nt
Organism: Parnassius mnemosyne (clouded apollo)
Lineage: Eukaryota; Metazoa; Arthropoda; Insecta; Lepidoptera; Papilionidae
Source: the annotation of a GenBank genome assembly